This is a messenger RNA of Manis javanica (Malayan pangolin), 1783 nucleotides long. NCBI's taxonomy places the organism in Eukaryota, Metazoa, Chordata, Mammalia, Pholidota, Manidae. The record is from RefSeq and is a predicted model, not a curated record.
GCGCGCGCCUCCCUCGGCGCAAUCUCCGCCCCGCCCACCGCGGCCAGCCCGCGAACUGGGCCCCUCGCGGCCGCGUCUGGGUUACGUCACCAACGGUUACGCUCUUCGCGUGUCGCCAACGGUCGUGGCAGAACGUUACGCGUUUGGCGUGCUGGUUGCCUUAGAGACGGAGCCGAGUCUGGGCGGCCCCGGAGAAAACACAAGGACAGCGGGGCCUCUGAAGAAGCCAAGAUGCCGUCGAAGGAAAGAACAAAAGGAAAGGACAUAAACAAAAGCAAGAACAAAGGCAAAAGCAAAGACAAGAAGAUGAUAAUAAAAGCUAAUGAAUCUACAGUGGAAAGAGCCAAGGCCAAUGCCUCCCUUUGGGAGGCCAGGCUGGAAGUCACAGAACUCUCUAGGAUUGAAUAUCGUGAUACUUCCCGGAGACUGGCAAAAAGUAAUGAGGAGUUAAAGAAACAGCAGUAUAAAAUGGAGAAAGACACCAUGUCUGUAUUAAGUUACCUGAAGAGGCAGGAUCAGGAAAAAGAUAAUAUGAUUGAAAAACUGAAACAGCAAUUGAAUGAAACAAAGGAAAAAGCCCAAGAGGAGAAGGAAAAAUUGGAACAAAAGUAUAUUGUGCAAAUAAGUGAGCUGGAGGGACAGUUCCAUCAAAAAGCCAAAGAAAUUGGCAUGAUUCAGACAGAGCUGAAAACAAUAAAACAAUUCCAGAGGAGAAAAAUCCAAGUGGAAAAAGAAUUAGAUGAUCUGAAGGAGAAUUUAAGGAACACAGAGCAGAAACAUCAGGAGACUCUUAGAAGAUUGGAAGGCAGGUUUUUUGAAGAAAAGCACAGACUAGAACAAGAGGCUGAGAAGAAGCUAAUAAUGCUGACAGAGAGAGCUCACCAUGAGGCUGUUGUGCAGCUGAACAAUGCUGGAAGAACUGUUUUUAAAGAGAAUGUUUAUCUUCAGAAAGCUCUUGCAUACCACCUAAAGGAAGCUGAUGCUCUACAAAAAAACUCCCAGAAGUUACAAGAGGCUCAGACUUUCCUUUUACAACAAAAGGAAAUCAAUGACCUGUUGGUUAAAGAAAAGAUAAUGCAACUUACCCAGCAAAGAUCACAAAUUCAAACUCUUCAGAAAAAGGUGGUGAGCUUGGAAAAUUCCCUGACUUGUAUGACCAGAGAGUUUGAGACUGAAGUUUUAAAACUGCAGCAACAGGCAGUGAUAGAGAACCAAGCUGGUCAGGUUGAAAUUGACAAACUGCAGCAACUUCUUCAGAUGAAGGACAGGGAAAUGAAUCGAGUAAAGAAGCUGGCCAAGAAUAUACUGGAUGAGAGAACAGAGGUGGAAAGGUUCUUUUUAGAUGCUCUACACCAAGUGAAACAACAGAUCCUAUUUAACAAGAAGCAUUAUAAGCAGGUAGCAGAAGCUGCUUUCAAUUUUAAAAUGAGAAAGGCAUGUGCAGGAAAAACUGAAUAUCCCAAAAUUCGAACUUUUGAUGGCAGAGAGCACAGCACCAACAGUGUGAAUCAGGAUCUUAUGGAGGCUGAAAAAUGGACAGAUAUUCAAGGAAAUGUGGAUAUUGGAGAUUUGACCUGGGAGCAGAAGGAAAAAGUCUUGAGGUUGCUCUUCGCAAAAAUGAAUGGUUUUGUUCCUAGGGGACGUACUGACAAGCACUGCUGAACAAUAUGUGACCCUGCAGAAGCUGCUGGCAGGCCAUUCCUUGCAGAAUCCUUGUUCCUGAAUAUGUUCAACAAAGUUUCUUAGAAGAAAAAACUUUUAAACUUAAGUUACCUGUUUGCCA